AUGAGUACAAACAGCAAGAGCUUACCAUUACUUGCUUCAUCCGAGGUUGCCAAGCACAACACCGAAAAGGACUGCUGGGUUACGUUGUACCAGCGUAAAAUCUACAAUGUCACUGAGUUUCUCAACGAACAUCCAGGUGGAGCUGACAUCAUCUUACCAUACGCUGGGAAAGACAUCACCGAAAUUAUGGCUGAUGCCACGAGCCACGCUCACUCUGAAUCCGCUUACGAAAUGUUGGAUGAUGAUAUGUUGAUUGGUUACAUGGCCACCGAAAUGGAAGAACAGGAAUUGAUCAACAACAAAAACAAGACCCCAGUUGAAAUGAAAUUGGUCACGUCUACUGACUCUCAGGGUAAUGAAUUUGACAUGUACACGUUCCAUGAUCAUUUACCUGCAUUGGAAAAGUUAUCGAUCCAAACUGAUUUUGCCGAAGAUGCCAAAAAGCACAAGUUCCUAGAUUUAAACAAACCUUUAUUGAUGCAAUUACUACGCUCCAAUUAUACCAAGGAGUUUUACCUUGAUCAAGUCCAUAGACCUAGACACUAUGGAAAGGGGUCUGCGCCUUUGUUUGGAAAUUUCCUCGAACCUCUUUCAUUGACUCCGUGGUGGGUGGUGCCUUUGCUUUGGAUACCCCCAAACAUGUACAUAUUCUACGUGGGGUUGGUGAAUCAAAACCCAAUUAUUGCAUUGAGUUUAUGGGUGAUGGGAUUAUGUGUUUGGACAUUGGUUGAAUACUGCUUACACAGGUUUAUCUUCCACGUAGACCAUUUGUUACCCGACCACCCAUACUUUUUGACUUUACAUUUCCUUUUACAUGGUGUUCAUCACUACUUACCGAUGGAUGGUUACAGGUUGGUUUUGCCACCGGCAUUAUUUAUUAUUCUUGCUUAUCCUUUCUACAAGUUGGUUUUUGCCAUCUUCCCAUUCUAUAUGGCUUGUUCAGGUUUUGCCGGUGGUACUUUAGGCUACAUCAUGUAUGACGUGACACAUUACAUGUUGCACCAUACAAAGUUGCCAAAAUUCUAUCAAGAUUUGAAGACAUAUCAUUUGGAACACCACUACAAGAAUUACGAGUUGGGUUUCGGUGUUAGUAGUAGAUUCUGGGAUGUUGUCUUUGAAACGGAAAUUUACGAUACAUAUGAGAAGAGAGCUUAA
Messenger RNA from Lodderomyces theae, 1155 nucleotides. RefSeq names its product fatty acid alpha-hydroxylase (gene SCS7). NCBI's taxonomy places the organism in Eukaryota, Fungi, Ascomycota, Pichiomycetes, Serinales, Debaryomycetaceae. Gene Ontology annotation, biological process: lipid biosynthetic process; fatty acid metabolic process. The record is from RefSeq and is a predicted model, not a curated record. Gene Ontology annotation, molecular function: heme binding; iron ion binding; fatty acid 2-hydroxylase activity. Bases 1 to 1155 code for a protein of 384 amino acids. The transcript has a single exon. Gene Ontology annotation, cellular component: membrane; endoplasmic reticulum.